AUGCACCCAUUCAUGGUGACAUCAUGGUCACGUCAGGAGAGGCAACAGGUCCUUGACCUCAUAAUCCAACCUAAUGGAACGCUUUCUGCAGAUCUCGUUCGUCUUGAGAAAAGGGCUGGUACAGGUUACAUGUCCUUGCCUGCGUUCUUUACUGGACCUCAUGGCAUCAACCAACCAGUGGGUUGUUUUCAAGAUAUUUUGCUGGUGGCGAGCGGAGCAGGAAUUGCAGCUAUUGUCCCGUAUGCAAAAGAAAUAAUUCACGCUUACGAUACCCGCACAUCUAAUGUCCGCCAUGUAAAGUUAAUAUGGACUGCAAAGUCGUUGGAAUUUGUCAAAUCGGGUAGCGAAUUACUAAAUCAGCUUUUAGAAGACGGUGUGUCGGGUAAUGGCUAUGUUCUUAAUAUUUCCAUUCACAUUGCAGAGGCUGAUGUUUUGGAAACACAUUUCGGUAAAAAUAGACGGGCAGCCCUUUACCGAGGCGCUCCUGACUACAUGAGGAUUAUUGAUGAAGUAUUGAAAGGAGACAGAGGAAAGUCUGCUGGAAUGGGGGCAGGCAAUGGCCGAAUGCUAUUGAUUGCCUCCGUAACCGAUGAUUUGAGGGACGAACUUCGGGGAACCAUGCGAAUGUACCUUGGUCGGCGUGCAGAAAUGAUUGAGUUGGAAUACCAACCUUAA
Molecule: messenger RNA, 675 nt
Organism: Penicillium hordei
Lineage: Eukaryota; Fungi; Ascomycota; Eurotiomycetes; Eurotiales; Aspergillaceae
Product: NADPH oxidase family protein
Exons: 4
Coding region: 1-675 (224 amino acids)
Biological process (GO): copper ion import; iron ion transport; intracellular iron ion homeostasis
Cellular component (GO): plasma membrane
Molecular function (GO): ferric-chelate reductase activity
Source: RefSeq, a predicted model, not a curated record